This is a messenger RNA of Anthonomus grandis grandis, 2069 nucleotides long. RefSeq lists its product as uncharacterized. The record is from RefSeq and is a predicted model, not a curated record. The transcript is spliced from 6 exons. The coding region runs from base 244 to 1896 and encodes 550 amino acids. Lineage: Eukaryota; Metazoa; Arthropoda; Insecta; Coleoptera; Curculionidae.
ACCUGCAAAUGCCUCCUCGAGUUCAUGCUUUUAAACUUUUCGAGUCGCAGUCGUACCGCGAGAGUCGUACGUGUCGCCUCGCGUUUUAUAGAUUUUACGAACGCGUUUCGUACGUGAGUGUGAUUCAUUCCGACUAUCUGUUUGUUUAGGUACCCAGAGGUUAAAUAAAAAUUUAGAGAAGUUAAUUGGACAAAAGUGAUAAUGGUAUAAUAGAUAAGUGUUUUAAGUAGAAGAUUAAUAACCAUGUCGGCGGAUAGAGUUGUUCCGAAAGCACCCGGUGCGAAGCCUCCCCCGCCUGUACCCCCCAGGCCGUCCAGGAGUCUUAUUAAAGAAGCCCUCGCCAAAACGAGACAGACUUAUCAAGAAAUUGGAACUGUGGGUUUAUCCAGUCCGCACCGCAAAAGCGAGAAACCGACUGCCAAGCAACGACCUCAACUUUCUACCGAUCAACCGCGGGAGAACAAUAAUAACAACAACAACGACAACCGGGUAAAUGCGAACCGAUACUGUGGUGAGGAGAGACCCGUGGUCUAUCAGUCGGAAAAUUGCAAAAAACGAACCUCACCGGAGCAGAAAAACUUGCAGAGGGUAGACUCACUCUGUAGAGUCGACGAGCAAGAUAGAAUAAAAACCAGACCAUCAGCUGUCCAGGUGCAAAGAAGCGACUCGAACCGUUCGAACAAGUUGCACCGGGUCGAAUCGCAUCAUAGACAACGAAUCCCUCCGAAUAUCACAGAAGAAACCGACAACUUACCGGUUUUAAAUAGAAAAAUCAGAGAAGGACCUCCAUCGGUAUCGAUACAGCGAAGAUUAAGUUUUAAAAGUGUCCAAGACAACGAUGAAAAAAGUAAAAAUGCGGACCACAAGAUGGGAAAAGUUGACCGUGACGGUGUACCGGAGGAGCAGGAAACGCGCCAAAGAAGUAACGACGAUGACAACAACGCAAAAAGGUCCACAGACGAGGACCUCUCGUCGAACAUCUCGAUCACCUCAUCCAGUUCCGAAGAAAACGAACCGCAAACCAACGAGCACCGACUCAAUAACCGGAACCACGUCAACACCCUCAUUGACGAGAUGUUCGCUUCGGUACUAGAAGUGAACCUUAGCUCGUCCUCUGAAAGCAUCAUAACCGACACCGACAAUAAAAUUAAAAUAUCAAACAUCGGAAACACUCCUCCGAGUAAAAAUAGCUCCAGUGACAACCUGACUGUCAUAGUGAUCAACGAUUCGGCUUCGGAGUCAAAUACGUCCACGUCAGAGCGUAAAGUGACGUUCAACGACAGACAGAACCACGAGUUUUUGAUCAGUGAGUUGCAGCACAUGCGGGAGUGUGACGAGGAUAAAAAGUUGAAGAGACAAAGGUCGUCACCGUUGAACCAUCGGCUGUACGACGAGGAGAGAAGAAGCUCGCAAGAUUGUGAUAAAAUACAGACGAACGAUUGGUACGGGGUCAACGAUGGAAAGAAAGUGAGGAUGUCCAGUUGUCAUAUUAAGAUUGACGAGCCUCUGAUGGAUAACGACGAGAGGUUCAAAGACAUGACACUCAAGUACGGUUUACCGCCGCUCCCGAAGGCCUUGGCCGGGUUCAAUUUCCAAGAUCCUAUUAGGAGUGAGAAGGUGGAUAAUGUGACGGAGGACUACUCGAACGAGAGGAAGGAAGACAGAAAAGAGGGAAGCAGUUUGGACAAACAACUCGCUAUAUUGAAAAGAGAAAUGGACUGUCUUCGGGAACAAGACCUCUCCCUGCUAUCGAAACUGUGGUUCCUAAACGAGUCCAUACGGGAGUUUAAGCAGAUCCUUCAGGAACCAGACGAAAAAACCUUCCUUAGACUCACACCGUCACCAACGCCAUCUAGUAUUGAUGACGAAGAGUUUUACGUUAUAUCAACUUGUUGAAUUUUAUCAUAAGACUUACUAUAAUAGUAAGGGUUAAGUACUUAAGCGAUUUCACGUGAUUUAGAUUAGGGUUUUAUUAUUUAUAUGGUUUUAUUAGUGACUUAAGGUUUUAGUUGUAAAUAGUAAUUAUUUGUUCUGUAUAGUUUUUUAAAUAACAUUUACUUUUUACUAAU